Messenger RNA from Raphanus sativus (radish), 2178 nucleotides. RefSeq lists its product as uncharacterized. NCBI's taxonomy places the organism in Eukaryota, Viridiplantae, Streptophyta, Magnoliopsida, Brassicales, Brassicaceae. The coding region runs from base 1 to 2178 and encodes 725 amino acids. The record is from RefSeq and is a predicted model, not a curated record. The transcript is spliced from 7 exons.
AUGGCUGGUAGAGGAGGAAAAACGAAAAGUGGGAGAAGCUCAAGAGCUCAAAAAUCCGAUGGUCCUGCUGUUGAGGUGCUAUCAGAAGAAAACACUAGUGAUGAUCUGCCUGAACACCCCUCUAAGAGAGGCCAGAAAAGGAGUCGUCCAGCUACUAGAGGUGGAGUCUCUAGUAGAACUAGAGCUAGAAAAGCGGUGUCUUAUGGGAAUGAAUCCGUAGGAGAUGAUGCAGUCGAAGAAGAGAGUCCUCGAGUCCAGCAAGAGAGUGCACCAAUGAGAGAUACGAAUGUAGCUUCGUUCUCACUUGAUACUGAAAGCGAAGACAUGUCUGCUGCUGUGUCCUCUAAGGAAAGCCAACCAUCGCAGCCGCUUGAAUUGUACUUCAAGAGCACAAAGUACCCGAAGACUUGCAAGAUUCAGUCGAAGUGUAAAUUGAAGGACACAAUCGACCUGAUUAAGGGGUUAAAAGAAGAAGUCGACUGGUUCACAAGCCAUCCACAGUUUUGUCAUUUCUUCCACAUGCCUGAUGAAGAAUUCCGGAAGCUCCAAGGAAUGUGGAUGUUACUCCUGCGCACCAUUAAAAUUGAAGGAGAAGAUGCUGCAUGGUUUGGGGUGAAUGGUGUGCCCAUCCGAUAUUCUAUGAGGGAGCAUGCCCUCAUCUCUGGCUUGGACUGCCAUGAGUAUCCGAGGAGGUAUUUGGAGCUCGGCAGUACUAAGUUUGUGGAGUAUUACUUUGGUAAGAAGAGGAUCACCAUAUUAGAUGUGGAGCAGAAGCUGCGGUCUAUGAAGCAACCAUGUAUUGAUAGAUUGAAGAUGGCUGUCUUGUUCUUCUUUGGUCGGGUUAUCAGAGGAGGGAAGGAUUCCGGACCAUUAGACCCGUUCAUCUUGAGGAUAGUGGAAAAUUUGGAUGACUGCAUAGACUUUCCAUGGGGUCGUCUAACAUUUGAGGAAGCAAUAAAGGAGUUGAAGCAUGUGAUGAAGCGUCUGGAUGGUGAAGUGACCACUGCAACCAGCUUUAAUGGAUUCAUAAUUCCGUUAGAGGUUUUGGCUUUUGAGUGUAUUCCUAAGCUAGGGAAAAAAUUCAGAAUCUCUUCACCUGGCGCCAGUGGAGAUUGUCCUAGGAUGUGCAAGAGCCGGUUUAUUCAUAAUAGCAUGAAGGGUUAUCCUUUGGAAGAUAUAUAUGAUGCGUUUGGAAACACAAAGACUAUUCACAGUGUGUUGGUUCCAACUGUGGAUGAGCAAACUUUGCUAGCUCGUAUCAUUGAUCCGGAGCCAGAGUAUCACCGUGAGGGCAGCACAAGUGAUAGGUGGAAUCACUGGCUUAAUGUGAAGCAGAAGAAGAUUUGGUGGAAAGAGUUGUAUGAGUCAGAUAUUGCUGCACGAGUGUUUGCAAAGAAGAAGGACAAAGAAAAAGUGAUGAUUGAAGCAGGUUCUUCUUCUAAUGUUGGCAUGGAGUCGAUCUUGAAAGGUUUGGAAGAGAGGAUGGUGAAAGUCAUGGAAGAAGGAUUUUCUGGAAUUAAUUUGACAGUAGAUACAAAGCUGGAGGCUAUGUAUUGGACGUUGGAUGAACUUGAAAAGUCCCAACGAGUUCUGAAAGCCAAGUAUAAGAAGAUAGAAAAGAGGCUGGCUUCUAUAGAAGAAGAAAAGGGUUAUGAGGAUGUGGAGUUUAGACAGUGGAAUGAUUUUGAUUUUGAUUAUGGUAGAGAUCAGAAUGAGCAGGGUCAGGAGGACAAGGAGGACAAGGAAAACAGUGAGAAGGGUGAGGAAGAGGAAGAGCAGAAAGAGCAGGAAGAAAAAGACAGUGAGGGAGAGCAGAAAGAGCAGGAAGAUCAUGAAGAGGAAGACAGUGACGAAGAUUCUGAGUUGGAGAGGAUUGUGGAGAGAUCGAGAGUAUCGGCGGAAGCAUUUUUCAGAAGUGUUGAAGAGCAAGAUAUAAGAGAAUUGGCAGAAAUUGAGGCUGAGAAAGAAGCUGAGGAAAACGCUGAGAAAGAAGCAGAAGCUGAGGAUAAAACAGAGGAAAAAGAUGAGGAAAAAAAUGAGGAAGAAGCUGAGGAGGAUGCUGAGAAAGAAGUAGAAGCUGAGGAUAAAACAGAAGAAAAAGAUGAGGAAAAAAAUGAGGAAGAAGCUGAGGAGGAUGCUGAGAAAGAAGUAGAAGCUAAGAAAGAAGCAGAAGACUAA